UUAUUGAUACAUCGAAUGCUACGAAGUGUUUUGGAUAGUGUAACCUAACCAAAAUGCAACAAAUAUUGCUGUAAACGUCUCACAAGGUCAAAUGUACCGAUAGCACUUCUAGUGCAGGUACCUUGCGUAAAGACAAACGUGCUUAGCGUAUAUUUACUUAUAAUACAUUUCUUAAUCAAAUAAAUAGCAACUUAUUUAAUGACCGUGUUGUGUUCUAGUAUGGCAGAUAGCUUUUUAAUGGAGGUGUGUGUGGACUCAGUGGAGUCUGCUGUCAAUGCUGAACGAGGAGGUGCAAGUCGUCUUGAACUGUGUUCUAGUCUUCUAGAGGGGGGUCUCACCCCUAGCAUUGGUAAGGACUGUUCUCCGUGUGAAAAUGAGAAAUAUCAGGUUCAUGUCUGAAACAAGUGUUCAAUCAAAAUAUGGUCUUUUAAAUGUUGUGAAGCAGAAUGUGAAAAUACCAGUGUGUGUUAUGAUUCGGCCUCGUGGGGGAGAUUUCCUGUACUCAGACUAUGAAGUGGAAGUGAUGAAGAAGGACAUAGAGUUGAUGAAACUCAAUGGAGCUGAUGGGCUGGUGAUGGGAGCCUUGACAGAGGACGGACGAGUGGAUGCAGAGCUGUGCUUGGAGUUACUGGCUGUUGCUCGUCCCUUGCCAGUCACUUUUCACCGAGCGUUUGACAUGGUUCAUGACCCAACCAUUGCUCUUGAGACUCUGGUCUCAUUAGGCUUCCAGCGUGUGCUUACGAGUGGCUGUGAUUGCUCUGCUUUGGAGGGACUCCCCCUUAUUAAACGGCUCAUGGAUCAGGCAAAAGGAAGAAUUAGUAUAAUGCCAGGAGGAGGUAUAACAGAGAGAAAUCUGCAGCGCAUCUUGGAGGGUUCAGGGGCUCAGGAGUUUCACUGCUCGGCACGCUCCAGCAAAGAGUCUGCCAUGAAGUUUAGGAAUACCAGUGUGUCAAUGGGAGCAUCUUUUUCAGCACCUGAGUAUGGCCUAAAGGUAGCAGAUGUGAGCAAAAUUCGUGCACUUAAUGCAAUAGCCAAAAAUACUUUGUGAAUCCAGGUUUUGUCCUUUACCAUUACUCAUUAAAUGGAUCCUAGUAGAUAUAAAAAGAAAUUAUGAGUAUUUACACAUUUUCUAGAUCAAAUAUUACUUGAUUUUCUCUUGACUGACUUUAUGACUCAGGGACAGUAUUUUACCAAUGCCAAAAAAAGGGAUGGUUUGAUAUGAGCGAUACCGUUUUCCAAUAUUUGUCUUGCUGCUUUGGCUGAUAAAGUACCAGUAUUAAGAUUUUAAAAUCCAUAGAGCCCACAGAUGUAUUUUGUUCUAAGCAUGACUGCAAACAUACAGCCAUAUUUUUUGUCAAAGCAUUUUUUGCUGUUCUAUUUACAAUUUUUUUUAUUAAUUAGUCUGUGUAAAACAACAACUUUGAUCCACUGAAUACAAACUGGGAAUGAUACAGAGACUGGAGCAGCUCAGAAAAAUAAUGGUGUAUUUUUUCCAUAUAAGACUGAUACCGAUAUCUGGAACCCUCCCUCCGAUAUCACCAGCAACAGUACUGGAAUUGGUUGGCCCUGCAAACAUGCAUAGCCUCUGCUAGGUGAUUUAUUUUAGAAACUCUCCUAUUUAUGUUGAGUUAGUAUUAGUAUUGUUAAUGGCAAAGGUUGUUCAAGGCUAAAUGUAUGUAAUAUUUUCUUAAAGAAUAAAAAAUUUAAAAGAAGCACAA
Messenger RNA from Boleophthalmus pectinirostris (great blue-spotted mudskipper), 1718 nucleotides. It is a transcript of the gene cutc, whose product is annotated as cutC copper transporter homolog (E. coli). Gene Ontology annotation, molecular function: copper ion binding. Bases 374 to 1048 code for a protein of 224 amino acids. The record is from RefSeq and is a predicted model, not a curated record. The transcript is spliced from 8 exons. Lineage: Eukaryota; Metazoa; Chordata; Actinopteri; Gobiiformes; Gobiidae.